CGAAGAACAAGAUCAGUUUUAAAUUUGAAAGAAUUGAUUCGUUGAUCUGUUUCAUGUGAAUACAAAAGUUUAGUUUCCUCGCGCAAUAUAGAGUUUAAUCCGAUAAGAUGAAGUCGGCACGCGGAAACAAUAUGCAACCGAAAGUUGUUAGAAACUUUUCAAAUUCGUCGGCGGACAGAACGCCAGUGCAAGUGUUCUGCAGGGUCCGCCCAAUGCAGUCGGAAAAAGAUUUAACAUGCAUUGAAAUCAAAUCGUCGACAACUGUGGCCUUCAAGCCGCCUCCCAUGUCAGUUGGGUACAGACUCAAUGUGAACAAGGAGACGCACUACGUAUUCAAACACGUAUUCCCCGGGAACUCGACCCAGCGGGAGGUGUUUACGACAGUUGCUGAACCGUUGGUGGAGGACUUAAUUCGGGGAAAGGAUGGGCUGUUGUUCACAUACGGUGUGACUGGCAGCGGGAAGACAUUCACUAUGACCGGGAACACGAAAGACCGCGGGAUUAUGCCGCGAUGUCUGGAUGCAUUGUUCAAAACGAUCUCCGGAUAUCAAUCGAAAAAGUUCGUCUUCAAGCCGGAUCGACUGAAUGGGUUUGAGGUGCAGAGCGAGGCAGAUGCUAUGCUGGAGCGGCAACACGAAAUGAACUCUCGGUUCACGAAGCCGAGGCGCCAGGAUUCAGAUCCCGAGAUCGCGUCUCAGGCGUCCAACAAUACAAAGAUUUUAGAUGGGGUGGACGAGGACAAUAUGUAUGCGGUUUUCAUAACUUACAUCGAAAUUUACAAUAACAGCGUCUAUGAUCUUUUGGAGGAAGGAUCAAUACAGAGAACGCUACAGAGUAAAAUCAUUCGGGAAGACUCGGUUCGAAAUAUGUACGUUCAUGGCGUUACGGAAAUCGAAGUUAAAUCCUUCGAAGAAGCCAUCGAAGUAUUCCAAACGGGACAGAAGAGGAAACGUAUGGGACAUACCAUACUAAAUGCCGAAUCAAGUAGAAGUCACUCAGUUUUCACUAUUCGUUUGGUGCAAGCGCCAACCGACAUGAAUGGCGAAAAUGUACUGCAAGGUCGCAAUAUGAUCAACGUCAGCCAACUUUCACUGGUGGAUUUGGCGGGCAGUGAACGAACAAACAGGACAAAGAACAGUGGCCAGCGGCUACGUGAAGCUGGCAAUAUAAAUAAUUCUCUUAUGACAUUAAGGUCGUGUCUGGAGUAUUUGAGAGAAAAUCAAUUGACGGGCGUUAAGCGAAAAGUACCGUACCGAGAUUCGAAAAUAACACAUUUAUUCAAAAAGUACUUCGAGGGUGAAGGACAAGUUAACAUGAUUGUGUGUGUUAAUCCGCGGGCGGAGGAUUGUGACGAGACUGUCUGCGUACUUAAAUUCGCUGAAAUGAGUCAAGAAGUCCAAACCACCAAGUCUACUCCAGCUAAAUUUGAUUCUGGUUUGACUCCGGGACGAAGAAAGGCGAACAAGAUAUUUAAGGUGAUCGAAAAUGAUUUGGAUACUCCACGAAUCCGGAAAAUAGAUCUCAAUUUGAAUUCGGGGCUCAUAUAUAGUUUGGGGUCCAAGUUUCCAGAGUAUUCUCUCAACAUACAAGACGGCGAAAACUUAUUUUUGGAAUUAAUGCAACAUCUGCGACAGAGAAUUGAUAAGCGCGCGGUAUUAGUAAAAGAUUUCAAUGCCAGAUGUGAAGAUUUCCGUAAUCGUUUACUUCAUGUUGAAAAAGAAAACAUAAGUUUGAAAACGGAACUGUCGUCAUCGAAUGCCAUGCUAAAUCAAGAAAGAGGUCAGCUGAAUGCUAUUAAAAGUAAAGCCAUAGUUUAUGAGAAUUCCUUGGACGAGUUGAAUAGAAAAAUGCAUGAGCGAGAGGAACUAAUCAAAAGUCUCCAGAAGCAAUUAAAUCAAAAGCAAUGUCUAUUGAACCAGAAGGAAAUCGAGAGAGAAAGACAAAAGAAAAAGUACACGACGAAAAUAGCAAUGGAAACUGACAAAAUGCAUCGAAAACUUGAGAGCAAAUUGCGAGAACAAGAAAACAAACAGUUGGAAGCAAUGCGGAUGAAGGAUGAGAAACUGCGUCUUGUUUCCAACAUAUUGAACGCGGAUAAUCUUGAUGGCCUCCCGCAGAUCGGACGUUCAGCCAGUUUUGAAAAUCUUACUACCCCCAAAACGGCGACAGCAGUCGAAUCUACUAACCAAGUGCUUUACACACCUAGAGUGCAUAGAGUGAGUUUUAUAAUAUUAGAUUUGCCAAAACACCAAUGGUUAAUUUCCUCGUCUUGUUACCAUUUUCAGGGCGUCCCAGUAGCCAAUGCUCGCCAUAGACGCUCCAGAUCUGCAGGUGACAAAUGGCUAGAACAUCGAGCAAAAAAUCCAGUGCCUUUAGAUACUAUUCUACAGCCAUAUCUUAAAAAUAGGAAAUCCGUAACGAAACUUACAGAUGUCAAAGACGUUGCUAAUCAGAAAACCUCCAAGUAUUGUCUAAUUUCACAAGAAGCCGACACCGACGGAGAACUAGAGACAAAAUUGUAUAAGGGAAAUGUGAUACCAACGUGCGGUGGCGGAGCGCAAGUAAUUUUUAAUGAUGUGGAAUGCCUCAAGCAAGUUUCCCCGAACACAUCGCCCAACCGAAAACGUCCAAGUGCCACUAUUGCACCAUCGGACGUUCCAAUGCAGGAUGUUGCGUCGAAAUGUACCGUUUCUAUUGAAGGACACUCUUCGAAACGACCAAAAGUGUAAUUUAUUGUGCUUUCAUAUCUUUAAUAUAUUUUUUGUUUUGUCUUAUACUAUCUAUUUCAUAAAUAUCGAUUAAAGUGCGGAAUUAAAUUAUUUUCCAAAAAAUUUGUUUUCGUAAAGUGUUGCAUUAUUGAAUGGAAAUUCUGUGCCAGUUUGCCGUAGGUUCCAAUUGGUUGAAAGUGAAUAAUGUUUGAUGAUAUUCCUGGUUUGUUAGAAACACAG
Molecule: messenger RNA, 2948 nt
Organism: Hermetia illucens (black soldier fly)
Lineage: Eukaryota; Metazoa; Arthropoda; Insecta; Diptera; Stratiomyidae
Gene: pav
Product: kinesin-like protein KIF23
Exons: 5
Coding region: 108-2729 (873 amino acids)
Biological process (GO): microtubule-based movement
Cellular component (GO): nucleus; microtubule; kinesin complex
Molecular function (GO): microtubule motor activity; microtubule binding; ATP hydrolysis activity
Source: RefSeq, a predicted model, not a curated record